This is a messenger RNA of Linepithema humile (Argentine ant), 3549 nucleotides long. It is a transcript of the gene Hmt-1, whose product is annotated as ABC transporter ATP-binding protein/permease Hmt-1. Gene Ontology annotation, cellular component: vacuolar membrane. NCBI's taxonomy places the organism in Eukaryota, Metazoa, Arthropoda, Insecta, Hymenoptera, Formicidae. The record is from RefSeq and is a predicted model, not a curated record. Gene Ontology annotation, molecular function: heme binding; ABC-type heme transporter activity; ATP binding. Gene Ontology annotation, biological process: transmembrane transport; heme transport.
UUAAUCCAAUUAAGCUUAUUUGACGUGUUUUUGUGUGAAAUAAAACUUCUAUCUGAAAAAAGUGUUGCUCUGCCUCGCGAAGUGAGAUAUUUAUCGUUAAAGUUGAAGACUUUUCAGGUUAGGAAACCUGUCAUACGAACGAAGUGUAGCGAUACUGAGGCGGAACACACUACCUCCACGCAUACACUUUUCACGCGAAGCGAGAUUUCACAUGGGUUUACGAAUUUCUACACAAAACGAGAUUCAAUCCAGACCCUGUGUGUAUAGUUUUUUGACAGUUGAGCCUCCCCAAAGGGGGCGGGGGGGAGGGCGAAACACACUGCCUCCACGCAUACAUUUUCCACGCGAAGCGAGGUUCUACAUGGGUUUGCAAAAUUAAAAACCUCGCGAAGUUAUACACUUCGUUCGUAUGACAGGUUUCCUAACCUGAAAAAUCUUCAACUUUAACGAUAAAUAUCUCACUUCGCGGGACAGAACGACACUUUUUUCAAAUAGAAAAGUUUUAUUUCACACAAAAACGCGUCGAAUAAGCCUAAUUGGAUCAAAAUCGGAGAUAUUCUAAAUUCUAUAAUAUCAAGCUUUGAAAUCUGUGUAUCAUUCAGAUAUAUAAAAAACCAUAAUGUGGAAUCAAAACAUAGGAAAGGAGAAUAGUUGAAAUGAUACAGUGUAAAAUAACCUAAGUCAGUCUUUGUCUUUUAGUAUGGAUCUAACAAUGAUGAGAUAUUGCCCAUCAAACAUAACUUUUAUUGAUAUCUGGAUAAACCAUGGUAUGUCUAAAUGUUUUAUGGACACCAUCUGUACUAGUAUAAUUUUUUUGUACUUGAUUAUAUUUGGAUCUAUCCAACUAUGGAUGUAUCGCAAGUAUGGGACAGAUGCUGAUGAAAAUGCAUUACCAAGAAGCAAAUUAUAUAAUUUACAAAAGUUUGUUUUAUACUUUGUCCCUUUUCUGAGUAUUUUGAGGAUAAUCUUACAAGCUACAGUCUUAGAUGAUGGAAUAGUUUAUGGAUAUAUGAUAUUAACGACAGUGUCGACGGUUAUUAUUUAUCCAUAUUCAAUUUAUAUAUUGAAAGUUGAAAGACAUAAACUAUUACCAAGCGUGCCACCACAUGGUCAUGGAUUGGUGUUACUGGGAUUUUGGACGUUGGCAUUUGUGACUGAGAAUCUUGUUUUUGUCAACAUUGGAAAACUGGAAUGGUGGUUUCAUUUGAAUUCUUUGACAGAUCAGAUUGAAAUGGCUUUAUUUGUCUUGCGUUAUAUCAGCAGUUUAUUAAUUUUUGCUCUGGGUUUACGAGCUCCUGGCAUUACUGGUAACUUUGAUCCUGAUUAUCAUGUACUUCAUGAUAGCUCAACCAUGCAAUCACGAUAUUAUCAAAGAAGACCAGAUGAUAAUAUUUCCACAUGGACAAAUUUAUGGUACAAGAUUAAAGUCUUAACACCGUUUUUAUGGCCGAAGUCAGACAUAUUACUUCAAUUCAGGGUGAUAUUUUGCUUUUUGCUGUUGUUAGCUGGACGUUUGAUAAAUCUUUAUGUACCAAUUUACAAUAAAAAGAUUGUGGAUAGCGUUACAAUUGCUCCUGUUCAAUUUAGGUGGGAUAUAAUAUUGAUAUAUGUAACGUUUAAAUUUUUGCAAGGCGGUGGCACAGGAGGUAUGGGCUUGUUAAAUAAUUUAAGAUCUUUUCUUUGGAUCCGUAUCCAACAAUAUACUACUCGUGAGGUACAAGUAGAAUUAUUUAGGCAUUUACAUGGAUUGAGUUUACGUUGGCAUCUUGGAAGAAAGACUGGCGAAGUGUUAAGAAUCAUGGAUCGUGGCACAGAUUCGAUUAAUAAUUUACUCAAUUAUAUUCUUUUUUCAAUUCUACCAACCAUUGUUGAUAUUAUUGUGGCCGUCUUAUUUUUCAUCACAGCAUUUAAUAAAUGGUUUGGACUCAUCGUUUUUACAACUAUGGUUCUUUAUAUUGCCGCAACUAUCAUAAUCACGGAAUGGCGUACGAAGUUUCAAAGACGUAUGAAUUUGGCAGAUAAUGCUCAAAAAGCACGUAGCGUUGAUAGUUUACUUAAUUUUGAAACGGUGAAAUAUUAUGGUGCCGAAACAUACGAAGUUGAAAGUUAUAGAAAGUCAAUUUUAGAUUUCCAAAUACAAGAAUGGACAUCAAUGGUUACGUCAAAUAUUUUAAACACGUUACAAAAUAUAGUUAUCAGUGGAGGUUUAUUAUGUGGAUCGUUAUUAUGUUUACACAUGGUUGUGUUCCACCAAGGUUUAACAAUUGGCGACUAUGUAUUGUUUGUUAGUUAUAUAAUGCAACUUUAUGUACCGCUAAAUUGGUUUGGAACAUAUUAUAGGGCUAUUCAAAAGAAUUUUAUCGAUAUGGAAAAUAUGUUUGAACUACUUAGAGAAGAACAAGAGGUGAUAGACGCACCAGGCGCCGGAUUAUUGGACGUUAAGCAUGGACAAGUGGAAUUUCAAAAUGUAUCAUUUGGCUACACUCUCGAGAAACUUGUACUUAGAAACAUUAGUUUUACUGCACCUGCGGGAAAAACGGUCGCACUAGUCGGUCCUUCCGGUGCUGGGAAGAGCACUAUAAUGCGAUUAUUAUUUCGUUUCUAUGAUGUAGAGCAAGGCGCGAUUUUAAUCGAUGGACAAAAUGUUAAAACCGUCAAACAGGAGUCUCUCAGAAAAACUAUAGGUGUCGUACCACAAGACACUGUUUUAUUCAACAAUACUAUAAAAUAUAACAUCCAGUAUGGACGUAUCAAUGCAGCGGAAGCGGAUAUAAUAGCUGCUGCAAAAUACGCGGAUAUCCAUGAAAGGAUUCUCACAUUUCCAAACGGUUACGAAACACAGGUUGGCGAAAGGGGACUUAGGCUGAGCGGUGGUGAAAAGCAACGCGUCGCAAUCGCGCGUACGAUAUUAAAAAUGCCAGAGAUAGUAUUGCUAGAUGAAGCUACGAGCGCUUUAGAUACACAAGCAGAACGUAAUAUACAAUCGGCAUUAAAUAGAGUCUGCUCUGAACGAACUACUAUUAUCAUAGCACAUAGAUUAUCUACGAUAAUUCACGCAGACGAAAUCCUCGUUUUAAAGGAUGGUGAAAUCGUUGAAAGAGGCAAACACGAAGAAUUAAUUUCACAUGGUAAUGUUUAUUACGCGAUGUGGCAAGCGCAGCUUCAAAAUGAUCAAGAUAAUAACAAGGAUGAGGGAGUUCCUCUUGUGCAUGAAAAUCACGUGACGUCUUAAAUAAUAAUAAAAAUGUGCACAACUUUAUUUUGCUAAUACACGCGUACAAGUGAAUAACUCUUUCUUCUGCUACCAUAGAACUUAUAAUAUCUAGAGACGUCUUGCAGCUCAAAUCGUGGCACCAACCUGAGUGACAGAAAGGGGGAUAUAUCUUCUGUUUCACUGUUUCUAUCUUCCAUUGAGCAAGCGUGAACAAUUGGUACAAUUACAUUGUACUAAGAACAGCAUAAUUGUCAUAUUUUGACCCUAAAAUGUGAUGUUUGACAAGUAAUCUUUUAUAAAUCGCAAUAAACUUAUAACGUACACCAUACAAUUUA